Messenger RNA from Carya illinoinensis, 996 nucleotides. RefSeq lists its product as uncharacterized. The coding region runs from base 1 to 996 and encodes 331 amino acids. Lineage: Eukaryota; Viridiplantae; Streptophyta; Magnoliopsida; Fagales; Juglandaceae. The record is from RefSeq and is a predicted model, not a curated record. The transcript is spliced from 4 exons.
AUGGAGGAUCUUGCUGAGGAUCGAAGGGUGGGGAAGGCAGGGAUUGAGGGAGUGAAGAAAGUUAUGGGAGGGGGGUUGGAUGAUGGGGGUGAGGGAUUAAACUUGAUUUCUGUUGAUGUGCAAGAAAAGGAAGACUUAGGGAGGGAAGUCCGAGCAAUAAGAGAGGAUGGUAGAGGGGAAUGGGUUUUUACUGGUUUUUAUGGACAUCCUGACACCAUAAAAAGAAGGUUCUCUUGGGAGUUGUUGGCUAGAAUAAAUACUGGAAAAGGAACUGCAUGGUGUGUUGCUGGGGAUUUCAAUGAGAUAUUUUCCCAAAAAGAGAAAGUUGGAGGGAAGAUGAGAGUUGACCACCAAAUGGCCCAGUUUCAAGUGGCUUUGGAGAGUAACAACUUGUAUGAUGCAGGCUGUGUGGGAAAUCCUUUCAUAUGGAGCAAUAGACAUUCUGAUCACACAUGUAUUAAAGAGAGGUUGGAUCGAUUCUUGGUGAAUGUAGAAUGUAAAGGUAUAUUUAGAGAUGUUGUGGUGGAGGGGCUUGUUGUAAGAAGUUCUGACCAUAAGGCAGUACUGUUGUCUGUUGUGGAAUCAGAAAGGAGGUUGAACAAAAUGUGCUAUGUUUUCAAAUUUGAGGCAAGUUGGUUGAAAGAGGAGGAAUGCAAGACUAUGGUCGAAAGGGCAAGAAGGUACAGUCAAUUUCUAGACCUUCGAGUUACUAGCACCAUGAAUGAUGACCUACAGAAACCAUUUACCAGAGAAGAAGUAGAGAUAGCCUUGAGGCAGAUGGGACCUUAUAAGUCCCUUGGUCCUGAUGGUUACAAUGCUUGUUUCUAUCAAGUGUGUUGGAGUACAGUAGGGGAAGAUAGUGAAGCAGCUCUAGAUUUUUUGAAUGGAGAUGUUUGGGUAGAGAAAGGAAGCCCUGUACAGAAGUGGAGCUAUGGUGAAGUAGAUAUGGGGUUAGUUUGGAAAAAGAUGGUUGAGAGAUUAAAGGAGGAAGACUAG